Molecule: messenger RNA, 636 nt
Organism: Zymoseptoria tritici IPO323
Lineage: Eukaryota; Fungi; Ascomycota; Dothideomycetes; Mycosphaerellales; Mycosphaerellaceae
Exons: 3
Coding region: 1-636 (211 amino acids)
Source: RefSeq, a predicted model, not a curated record
AUGCGCUUUCCUGAGAUCGUUGCUCUCACGUCCGCGUUGGCCCUGGUCGCGGCCGCUCCGGCCGACCUCUCGCCACAGACCGCUGGAACCAUCGAACCCCGAGUUGAUGCGAGCUCUGGCUUGACCAACAGCGACAAAUCCAGCGGCAAAGACCUCUUUGCUCGCGAGAACAUGCUCGGCAUGUCUGAUGAGGCUGCAAUCGCUGCGGACGAGGCGGCCGCAGAUGCCGAAGCGGCAAGCGCCGAGGACGCAGACGAUGAUUGGGAUGGCGACAGCCCUCAUUGGGACGAUCCAGGCAAGGACAAUAUUGAUCCCUUCGACCAUUGCGUCAAAGGUGAAGUUGGUUGCCACCAAAAAGAUGCGUGGGUUGGGUACGUUUUCGGCAUACUGCCGAUCAUGCGUGCUCUGAUCAAACACAAGAAGGAUAGGCUCAAUCUACGCCGCUACGAUAUGUCGUGUUUCAGUGGGCAGAAGGGCGACCAGAUCAGCAAAACCGACUACCUCGAAAAGCACAAGUUCAUCUAUGGCAUGGACGAUGGCCACGGCAAUGUCUCGACUCAGACAUACAACGCUCAGAGCCAUUGCAUCGAGGCCACCGGCAUGAAGUCCUUCUAUAUCGGGGAUUGCUCGUCUUGA